Messenger RNA from Trifolium pratense (red clover), 791 nucleotides. RefSeq names its product small RNA-binding protein 11, chloroplastic-like. Gene Ontology annotation, molecular function: RNA binding. The coding region runs from base 17 to 532 and encodes 171 amino acids. The record is from RefSeq and is a predicted model, not a curated record. The transcript is spliced from 4 exons. NCBI's taxonomy places the organism in Eukaryota, Viridiplantae, Streptophyta, Magnoliopsida, Fabales, Fabaceae.
AUCUAGACCAUUGAAAAUGUAUGUGCCAUGUGUCGUGUAUCCAUUGAAAAAAAUACUACAGUCACAAAAACACACACGAAACAAACCCCAUCUCCCUCCGCCACUCUCGACCAACCAACUGCCAUUUGAGAACAGUUGUCAACUCCGACCACCGCAAUCACACCGUCGUUCCCAACUUGUCAUGGCAGCACUGCGAGACAUUUCUGCAACCUUGCUUUCUCGCUCCAAACCCCACACUUCUCUUUUUCAAUGUCUCUUCCUUCGUAGAAAGACUUCCAAGAUUUUUGUUAAAGGUUUAGCAUUUUCUACUACAGAAGAGAAAUUAGCCGAAGCUUUUUCUCAAUACGGAAAUGUUCUGAAAGCUGAUGUCGUAUUGAAUAAAGCCAAGAAUAGAUCGAAAGGUUUUGGAUAUGUGACUUUUGCUGAGGAGGAAGGAGCCCACAAGGCACAGAUUGGCAUGAAUGGAAAGAUAUUACACGGACGUGUCUUAUAUGUAGACAUAGAUCCACCUAACAAGGAGAAGAAAACUUAGAGCAGGCAACUAAAAAUACAAAGGUUGGUAAUGAAGAUAAACAGACAGACCUACAAGGUAAAACUGCACCUAACCUAAGGAGGGAAAGAGCCGCAACGCCUCCGAGCGCUUCUGGUUGAUAAUGUUAGUGUAAAGUUUCAUAUUUCGAUUAACCAAUGAAUAUAUGCACGGUACAUGGUCACACCAAUUAUUAAUGAGUACUUUUUGCACAAACAGUCUACUUAUUAUCAAUAUAUUUCAUUUAUAUUUUUGGAUUUCA